Gigantopelta aegis is the source of this 2655-nucleotide messenger RNA. RefSeq lists its product as uncharacterized. Lineage: Eukaryota; Metazoa; Mollusca; Gastropoda; Neomphalida; Peltospiridae. The transcript has 11 exons. The coding region runs from base 88 to 1374 and encodes 428 amino acids. The record is from RefSeq and is a predicted model, not a curated record.
CAUGAACAGAUUGGUGUAACUUCUCAAAUUAAAACGCCUGUACGUUUCAUUUUUGAAGUUAGGUAACAUCUAAGCUGUAUUUCAAUAAUGAAGAGCUACGUCGUUUUCCUUCUUGUGCUGGGUACUACUACAGUAUCAGCCUCGUUCUGGGACUGUCGAAAUCCUAGUUUGAGUUGCGCCUCUCCUGGAACGUGCGACGCCAACACUGGAUCAUGUACUGGCUGUGCAAAUAAAGGUCAUGACUGUAAUUUUGACCUUGUCAAUAAGGAUCUGAACGACUGUACUUCUGCCAGCUGCCAAAACGGAGCCUCGUGUUCUGAUUCUGCUUUGGGAGACUCGGCUGUCGUCUGCUACUGUCCACCGGAAUACAUGGGAGCCACAUGCGACACAAAGCGCUUCACUCUUACCUGUGAAGAGAACAAUAUGGCUGUGUCACUGACACCUGAAUUUACCCCCAAUGGCGGAGUAUACGUUUUGGGACAUUCUGAUUGCAGUGCGACUGUAAGUGGUUCUGGUCCAUAUACUAAGUCCAUACCCCACACCGGAGACAGCGACUGUGGUGAUAUUAGCCCAACAACAAGUGGGACGACAAAAACAUGGACACGAAAAGUGGUUGUGCAAGAAGAUGCGGCCAUUUUGACGACCGCUGAUUUCAUUGUUACAUUUACAUGCACAUUUGAAGGAGAACACGUGGUGUCCCACAGUGUGACGACUGUAAAUGUGGACGAAAAUACUGCUCUGGGAGAGGUGGAUGGAACGGACGAUUUCGGGACUGUGUCACUGACGGCUUCACCUGGUAGCACGACUCUCGCUAUCGGGACAGAGGUCACUUUCGUAUUCACAGGAGCUGAAGGAAUAGCAAAAAUUCUCAUAUAUGACAUCGAAAUUUUGGCAACUGGCGAAACAGCAAGAGACAUUUAUGAAGAUGGAUGUGUCCUGGCCGGUACAGAAGCAUACAUUGCUGCCCCGCAUCCAUUUACAAGAUCUAGCAAUAAGAAGGAAGCUGAAGCUCAUUUGCUUGUUGUGAAGUAUAAAGAUGUCAGUGAUUUACAGUGGAUAUUCACCGUGAAGACAUGUCUUGGUAUCGACCUCACUCCAUGCAACGCACCAGUGUGCUCAAAACGACGAAGACGAGCAGUUGAACAAGCGGCAGACAACUCUACCAAAGUUGUCAACUACAAGAUCAACGUGGUGGAAUCCCUCCAGAACACCGUCGAUAAGAGUCAAACGGAAUGUGUGGUAACCAACAAGAUGACGGCGGCAGUGGUUGCCAUGGCAGUGGCCUGUUUCAUCCUCCUGGUCAUCUGUCUGGUGUUCAUUGUCCGCGUGUUGUCCAGACGCAACAGAGCAGACAGCAAAGAGAAUCUGUCUUAAGCAGCUCCACGGAACUCCCUGUAUGACGACCACCACACAAAGCAACUCGUCUUUUUACGUAUACAUAAUCAGAAAUUCAUAACCCCUUGCCUGUCUCAAGAGUCCUGACAUAAUUGCAGAAAUGUAUUGAUGACAUAUGAACUGAAAGAUCAAGCUGUGUGAUAUCUAAUAAAGAAGAAACAAAAGUUUAAUUUUAAUUUUAAUUAGCAAACAGAUAAAAAAAAAAUCGUGACUGGCCAUCGAUAUAUUCACUCUGUAUUGAAACUCAUUCUAGAGGGCUAUGUUGCUAUACUGUAAAUAACACUAUGUGGGCUCGUAGGAAUGAUGUGUAGUGCGGGACACAAGCGAAGUUUAUAUCUAAUUUAGAUGACUUCAAAUACGAUUUUACCAUGUAAGUUUUAAUGAUGUUGCGACUCCGCUUUUUUAUAGAGAAAGGUUUAGUUUUGCUUUUUUGUGUAUUCUUUAUAGUUGCAUAAUAACCUUUGUUGGUGGCAUUUCGUCAGAUUUAUAUUUUUUACACAGAGCUUUUUAAAAUAGUAUUUAAACUAUACCUUAUAUAAGCACAUUUUGCACUCUUUUAAAUUCUGUUAAAUUUUCAACAGGAUUCCGUAGAAUUUCAAGUUAUUUUUUACCAUUGUCAGUUUUGAGGGUAUUCGUCAAUUUUUAUCAUUCUGGAUUCCACUGAAAAUGUUUUCUUAGUUGUAUUUUAUGUUCUUAUUUUCAUUCCUUAGUUGAUUACUAAUUUCAAAGCAACUAGCACAUGUUGGGUUUAUGUGACAUGUCAUCUUAGUAAAUCUGUGUAAUUUUAUUACCGCUAAUAAAGUUUAGUAAACAGGCAAAAAGAAGUUUAAACACUAUAUAAUUAUCCAAUACGUAGUUUCAUUAGUCUUGUUAUUAUCAAUUUGCACCAUAAUAACUAGAAACCAGGUGGUCCUUUAUAUUGAAAAAAGACAAGCUCCCAGUUAUGAUCCAACUUUUACAGUAAUCGAUUACAUUUAAACACAAGACAUAAUACACUAUUGUAAUCAAAUUAAAUACAUUACACAAAUAUGUGUUACAAUCCUAAACAUUAGGCAUUGUGCCUUUGUUAACAUGAUUAUAUAAAUAAUGUUUUAAUACAAUAAACAAUGUUCGUAUAGUAAGCAAAAUUGUAUAGGUAAUUACAUUUUCACAGAGGGUUAGGAUUAAAUAACCAAAUGGUGUUUAAUGUAAUACAAAGAAAUGUUUGAACUCGUUUUGGUAAUUUGUUAGGAUAAAGAUAAAUAAAGAUGCUGCAUUCAA